AUGAUUACCUUGAAAAACUUCCGCUUCUCUAGGAGGACUAUCAUAUUCCUCAUUCCUGUCAAUUUGGUGUUCUUGUUCUUUGUAUUAUUAUAUUUGGAAAGCAUUCCAUCGCAACAUACCAAGGCGUUGACUUCGUACUUCAAGACCCCAAAUACCAGCCCUACGUUUUCAACUACUCCUCCCCCUCAUGCCGGUACCGACUCAGGGCCAGAGCUGAAGCCUGAACUGGAGCUUGAAGUGAAGCCUGAUAUAGAGCCUGAAGUGAAGCCCGAUGUGAAGCCCGAUGUGGAGCCUGAGAUUAAGCCUGAGGUUAAGCCUGAGGUUAAGCCUGAGGUGAAGGAUACAUUGGAGGAGUAUGGCUUCAGAAUUCAACCAAAUGACGUUCAGUUCAAAUACAUAAGCGAUGACCCAUCCAUCUCCAAAGAAGAUGCAUUCUUGAAAAACGAGAAGAUCUAUUUAGCUGAAAUGGCCAAGGAUGCCCUGGAACCAAAGGACUUUAACAUGCACACUAUUAGGCCACCACCGGUGGACAAGAUCGAUGACUAUGACAGAGUGAGUGCCACCAUUGUCUCGUUGGUAAGAAACCAGGAAAUCGACUCCAUUACAUACACCAUUAAGCAAUUUGAAACCAAGUUCAACUCCAAAUUCCAAUACCCUUACACAUUUUUGAACAAUGAUCAAUUUUCUGAAGAAUUUAAGGAAAGAAUGUUGUCCUUGACUAAUGCACAAUGUGAGUUUGUAGUGAUCCCUGCUGAACUUUGGGAUAAACCUGAUUGGAUCGAUAAAGAAAGGGAAACCACUGCGAUGAAGGCCCUUGCCGAUUUGAAUAUCCCAUACGCUAGAAUGGCCCUGUACCAUAAUAUGUGUAGGUUCUACCUGGGGAAGUUCUAUAAUGUUCCUGAAUUGCAGAAAUACAAGUAUUACUGGAGAAUUGAACCUGACGUUCAAUUUUUCACUGAUAUGAACUAUGAUCCCUUCAAGUACUUGCAGAAUACUGGUAAAAAGUACGGAUUUACUGUCAAUAUUUACGAUAUCGACGAGACUGUGGAAACUUUAUGGCCAGAAACUUUGGACUUUUUGAAUAAGGAUGACAAUUACAAGUACGUUAACCCAAAGGGAGCCUUCCAGUGGUUGACAUAUAAUGAACAAUUGCCCAAGAAGGCUAAGGUGGCUAACGGAUACUCGUGUUGUCACUUCUGGUCUAAUUUUGAGAUUGCUGAUUUGGAUUUCUAUAGAGGUGAAGCAUAUACCAAGUGGAUGGACCAUUUAGAGCAGACCGGGAAGUUCUACUAUGAAAGAUGGGGUGAUGCGCCUGUUCACUCUGUAGCAGUCGGAUUGUUCUUAGACUCUGAGAAAGAAGUCCACUGGUUUAAAGAUAUUGGAUAUGUGCACAAUCCAUAUUAUAACUGCCCCACAAGUCCAUUCGUGGAAGGAUGUGAAGCUGGUAAGUUUUGCAAUUUUGCGCAUGGCAAUGAUCAAAACUGUAUGGCCACAUGGAUCAACCAGGUUGGCGAUUCGUUGAAGAAGGUGUGGUAA
This is a messenger RNA of Dujonia railenensis, 1536 nucleotides long. The record is from the annotation of a GenBank genome assembly. NCBI's taxonomy places the organism in Eukaryota, Fungi, Ascomycota, Pichiomycetes, Serinales, Debaryomycetaceae.